CUUGGUAAAAAGCAACCUAAUCAGAGGAGCGAAACUGUGAUUGACAGAUGGCUGCUUGACUGGUUAUAGCAACACAAAUCACUGACUAACAUUUUCUGGCAAAAAUGGGGCAGCAUCAAAGCGCCUUCACGGAAGAAGAACUCGAAGAUUACCAGGAACUUACGUACUUCACAAAAAGCGAAAUAAUACUAGCGCAUCAGAGAUUUAAACUGCUGGCACCCGAUGUAGUGUCGAGAGAUCGCAAUGCCAAGCUACCCAUGGACAAGAUCCUAAACAUGCCCGAGUUAUCUGUGAAUCCCUUUAGAGACCGGAUAUGCAAAGUAUUUUCUUCUAGCAAGGACGGAACAAUGACCUUCGAAGAUUUUUUAGAUAUGAUGUCGGUCUUUAGUGAUAAGGCACCGAGAAGCGUUAAGACAGAGUACGCUUUUCAGAUAUUUGAUUUUAAUGAAGACGACAUGUUGUCCCCCGAAGACAUGAAACAGAUCAUAAACAGACUCACUCAUCGUGGAGGUCAGGUGCUCAUGGAGCAUGAAAUUAAGCAGCUCAUCACAAAUAUCUUGAAGGAGGCAGACCUCGAUGAAGACAGGCUUUUGGCAUAUGCAGAGUUCGAACAUGCCAUCUCAAAAGCUCCAGAUUUUAUGAAUUCUUUCAGGAUUCAUCUGUGAAGAAACACUUAUUUAUUUUUGCCAACACAUACUUCCUUUGUUAUUUAUAUGGCAAUAAAUGCAUUUGACUUUCA
Ornithodoros turicata is the source of this 739-nucleotide messenger RNA. RefSeq names its product calcium and integrin-binding protein 1-like. The transcript is spliced from 7 exons. Lineage: Eukaryota; Metazoa; Arthropoda; Arachnida; Ixodida; Argasidae. The record is from RefSeq and is a predicted model, not a curated record. Bases 105 to 665 code for a protein of 186 amino acids. Gene Ontology annotation, molecular function: magnesium ion binding; calcium ion binding.